UUCCUCAUACUCCGCCAUAGCACCAAACCUGUAUACUCGCUUAUAUUCCGAGCCCUCUUUUCGCCAUUUCCAUCUCAGGCAGAGCUUUCGUUCUUUCUCCUCCGUUGUAGAAACCGUCGUUGCUUCGAUUCAAUCAAAAUGGUGCAGGUGAUGCACAGGUUGAAGAUACGGGCGAUGAUCUCCCCACGAAAGACUAUUACAAGUGACAUGUCAUAUUCAAGGGAAGGAAGGAAUACUUCCCGCUCACCCUCCCACUCGCCACAAAGAAGAAGCAGGUCAAGAUCCCUGUCAAGGUCAAGGGUGAGGAGUCGCUCCAGGAGCCGAGAAUCUGGGGAUGCAAUCAAUCCUGGAAAUAACUUGUAUGUAACGGGCUUAUCCACAAGGGUUACUGACAGUGAUCUUGAGAAAUAUUUUAGCAGUGAAGGAAAGGUUGUGGAAUGCCAUCUGGUCAUGGAUCCCCGCACAAGAGAAUCUCGUGGAUUUGGAUUUGUAACUAUGGAAACUGUGCAGGAUGCAGACCGCUGUGUCAAGUAUCUGAACCGUUCAGUACUUGAAGGCCGAUUGAUCACAGUGCAGAAGGUCGUGGGCGGAGACAGUCGCCUAGCUUCUCACCCCGGAGGCGGGAAAGAGGCCCCUCUGAUUCGAGGGGUCGGCGGGAACGAUCCCGCUCUCCGUAUGGGAGGAGGGAUGAGUAUUCCAACUCACACGGGAGACACAGGGAGCGUUCAUUGUCAGUUGGCGGCGAAAGAUGACACAUCACAUGAAGCAUUACAAAGCAGUCAGCCUACUUUCUCCCUUGCUUUUCUGUGCAUUACAUCCGAUUGUGGCUGUGGUUUCACUCCCAAGGGCAUGCCCUUUUCUUUUCAAACUCCUAAUUGGAUUCAAACUGGAAUUCUCUCCACUUGGGUAUGGACAUCUAUGUUUGAAAUAGCAUGCCAUGUUAUAGCAACCCCGAAGUUAGCAUAUGAAUCGAUGUUUGAAAGUAUCAUAUUCAUAGCUUGUCUUGUUGGUAUUGAUUAACGCAUUUCAAAUUCCAAAAUUUCCGAUGCCCCGUUGGGAAUGCGGAAGUGGUGCCUUCAUGGCAA
This is a messenger RNA of Magnolia sinica, 1085 nucleotides long. RefSeq names its product serine/arginine-rich splicing factor SR45a-like. The record is from RefSeq and is a predicted model, not a curated record. NCBI's taxonomy places the organism in Eukaryota, Viridiplantae, Streptophyta, Magnoliopsida, Magnoliales, Magnoliaceae. The transcript has 7 exons. Gene Ontology annotation, cellular component: spliceosomal complex. Gene Ontology annotation, biological process: positive regulation of mRNA splicing, via spliceosome. Bases 139 to 1020 code for a protein of 293 amino acids. Gene Ontology annotation, molecular function: RNA binding.